Molecule: messenger RNA, 381 nt
Organism: Microthlaspi erraticum
Lineage: Eukaryota; Viridiplantae; Streptophyta; Magnoliopsida; Brassicales; Brassicaceae
Source: the annotation of a GenBank genome assembly
AUGGUGGUAUUCAGAGAGAGUGUGACCGUGAAAGAGUCGCUGCUCGUGCCGGAGGUAAAGGACAUUUGGAACACGACAUGGUAUCCGAAAGCUUCAGACCAUGUGAACACGGACAAGCCAUGCUUGGGAGAGCUCUAUUCAGUCACCUGCAAGUAUACAAAGGCUCUGAGCAUCCCCUUGAGGCACAACAGCCGCUUGAUCUGCCUAUCAGGGACAAGAGAUUACAGCUGCAAAAAUAGAGAAACACCAUGGAACACAUCGACCAAGCUCCAGUGUUCACCAUAUGGCCAGAGAGUUUUUGUAGUUUCUUCAAGUCAAAACCAGAGAAAGCUUUGCAGAUUCUUGUAUCCAUUGCUUGCUUUUGUCAACUCUAUGAUGUAA